CGGUGUGUUGUGGACUCGUGGUGCUGGCUGCCGCUGUUGAGGCGGCCGGGAACGGGCGGUGGGGAGCGGGCGGAGCUGGCCUUGCCUCUGCCUGGCUGGCGCCGCAGUCGGCGCGGGCCGCGCCCGCCGCCGUAAACUGCCCCGAGCGCCUGCUGAGGCCGAGGGAGACGUCGGGGCCUGCACCUGGAGGGAGCCUGCCGCGCUGGCCCCGAGGAGGGGGCGUUGCCAUGGCGACAGCCUCUCCCGCCGCAGACGGGGGGCGGGGGCGGCCCUGGGAAGGAGGGCUGGUCUCCUGGCCCCCUGCCCCUCCCCUUACUCUCCCCUGGACUUGGAUGGGUCCGAGUUGGGGGCAACACCCUGGGCAUUGGGGCUUUCCAGCUCUCACAGAACCUUCAGCAUCCCCAGCUGGCAGUCUUGGCAUCUUCGAAGUAAGGAGAGUUUUAGAUGCUUCUGGAUGUUCAAUGCUAGCACCUUUACAGACUGGAGCAGCUCGAUUUUCUUCAUAUUUACUUUCAAGAGCAAGAAAAGUGCUGGGCUCCCACUUAUUUUCUCCCUGUGGUGUUCCGGAGUUCUGCUCCAUAUCCACCAGAAAACUGGCGGCCCACGGCUUUGGCGCAUCCAUGGCGGCAAUGGUGCCCUUUCCUCCCCAGAGGUAUCACUACUUUUUAGUGCUGGACUUUGAGGCCACGUGCGACAAGCCACAGAUUCAUCCUCAGGAAAUUAUCGAGUUCCCCAUCCUGAAGCUAAAUGGUCGAACCAUGGAGAUUGAGUCUACCUUUCACAUGUAUGUCCAGCCCGUAGUCCAUCCACAGCUUACUCCCUUCUGUACAGAGCUCACCGGGAUUAUUCAAGCUAUGGUGGAUGGUCAGCCAAGCCUGCAGCAAGUACUGGAGAGGGUCGAUGAGUGGAUGGCGAAGGAAGGCCUCUUAGAUCCAAACGUCAAGUCAAUUUUUGUCACCUGUGGAGACUGGGACUUGAAAGUCAUGCUCCCAGGUCAGUGCCAGUACUUGGGCUUGCCAGUGGCGGACUACUUCAAGCAGUGGAUUAAUCUGAAAAAGGCUUACAGCUUCGCCAUGGGCUGCUGGCCCAAGAAUGGACUUCUAGACAUGAACAAGGGCCUCAGCCUGCAACACAUAGGCCGGCCCCACAGCGGCAUUGGAUCAUUGAAGGGUUUUAAGACAGGGAGUGAAAUGACCAGAUUUGUGGCUUAGAAGGACACCAUGGAGGAGAUUGGCGGGGGCACUGCUGUCUCCUAGGCUAACUCCCCUCACGGUUGGAAGAUGGCUUCUGCAGUCCCAGACAUUAUGUGCAGACAUGAAAACAUCCAGCAGAAUAUAAAGGACUAUUUCCUCCUCAUGUUUCUCUUCAUAAGAGUGAAGUUUUCCUUGAAGGUCUUUCAGCAAACUUACCCUCACAUCUCAGUAGCCAGAACCCAAGGCCACCCCUAAACCAAUGACCGGCAAGAGGGAUAGGAUCUCCACAAGUGGCUCAGACACAGAAGAUUCACCCUGGUCGUGUGAGGGAGGAGUGAGUUCUGCCAGGUUGGCAGAAAGGGAAUGGCUAUUGGGUGAGCAGUCAAAAGUAGGGAAGAAAGUGAAGAGAGGAGGUAGGUGGUUUAUCUGGAAAGAGUAGAGGUAUUAAUGUUUCAAGGUUCCAGUGAGAUGAAAGAAAAGUGUAUUAUUGCCAGUAACUAGGAAGAUUUGAAUUUAAUAUUUCAAAGGACGAGCAGUGGAGGAUGUUAAAAAGGUAGAGGGUGUAACUGUGGAAAUGAGUGGAAAUAAGAUACAGUAGAAAUGGUCAUUAGUGCUGAGGUCAAAGAACCAAGAGACUGGCAGCAAGUUUCUCAAAUGACAGGUUAUAGAGGCUAGGACAAGCAGGUCUCUUGAGAAGGAGGUAGCCAGGGUCUGGAUUGAUAGCACAUGCUCACAAGUAAGGUUUCACAUAGGCUGCUGGCACACAGGUCUGGGGCCAGGUCACAGGUGCCUGGGGCAAUACUGGCAAAUAGCCUAACCUCUCUGUAUCCCAAUGUUCCCAUUUUGGAAAAAAAAAUCUACCCUGGUUGGUCAGGCCACUCUGGAAAGGGGUAAGGCCAUCACCUUCCUAUUAAAGCCACUCAGGGACCUUCAGAAGAUAGUCCCUCAGGAGACCCCUAGGGACAGGGUAAGAUGGAAGCUUGGUUGGGGCAGAGAUGGCUGCCAGUAAUGGCAGAUGUGCUCAACUAUUCUCGGUAGCUGCCUCUUCUCCUUGCCCCUCCCCAUCCAGAUCCCCUUCACUUGGCUGUUAUCUGACUACCCUCUGGCACUUCCAGCUGUAGUAUUCCAGAGUCAGAAGGAGGGUGAGGCUUCUCAGCCCCUCUGUCUGGAUGGGGCCUUGGCUGGGAAUGAGAGGGGGAGGCGGGCACCCGUUGUCAUGGCCAGAACAGCCGCCCUGUUACUCUGGCGUAUUUCACUUUUAAUUCUGACAUAUAAUGUAAUGAUCUUUUUUAAGGCCCGAUGAUAUUAUCUGCCUGACUAGAUUAUUGAGUCUUCAUCAUCUCCAGAUAAAUUUAUGGCCAGGAUGAGGCUCAGGAUUUAUCAUCAGUCAAUAGAGCUCGAUACUCUAACAAGGCGUGUAAUAAGAUAUACAUAUUUAAUGAUCCAAGGGGAGGAGCGCUAAUGGGAGCCCAGAGUGAGUGGUCCACAGGGCUGGGGCUCUGCCCUAGGGCUGCCAUAGCUGUAGGGGCAUGGAUGUGGUCUCUGCCCUGUGGUCCCCAACUCUGGCCUGUCUCAUGACCACCUGAGACUCUUCCUUGUUACGAUCCAGAGGGAGAGGCAGACAGGGAAAGGAAGAGGAGGCAGUAGGGACAGUGUCAGAGCUGGGGCCUAGGCCUCUUCAGCCCAAAGGAUGUAGAGACGCCCCAACAGAGAAGUCCUCUCCUUGCUUCUGGGCCCGGGGUAGGGGAGUAGCGAUGUCCUUAGACCUGUACGCCCAGGCCCCUGAGCAUUAGGGCGGGCCCACAAGGGGAGGGAGUGCCGGGGCUGCGUGCCCAGGCCGCGCUGAUGGUGACGGAUGGUUUUUCAUUACAGCCUCUCAGGUCCUGCCCGCGCCCUGUGUGGAAAUUCUAUUUAUUCCCUAAUUUGUAAAAAUUCCCUCUUUAUCUGAUCCCAAUCAGGGCGGGGUAAUUGGCUCUCUGGGGCAGCGGCUGGGGUCCUUGAUGAAGAGCUAUGUGGAUGUACCCAGCCCGGCCCCCACCCAGCCCGCCACCAGGGCCCACAAUUAAUAAUGAUUUGCAAAUGGCAGACAAGCAAUAACACAGAAAGAUGUGGCGUCCGUGCUGCCUCUUCAUUUCCUCCCCUCGCAGAUAUAAAUGGCCACAGAACAAAAACCCAGCACUAUAAAUUCUGGAAUUAGUUAUUCACUGCGAUAAAUGGGGCCUAGAGCCACCAGCCCCUCUCCCACCACCCUUCUUGCCUGCUUUCCCUGAUGAAGGUCUGUCCCCAGGUGUGUUCCUGGGCCUGACCCCUGCUCCUCUGUAUCUUUGGCUCCUGACACAUUUCCCUAGCUCCCUCCUAGACCCUGGACUAUAGCUACCCUUUCCUGUGUGGCCCAUAGUUGGGAGUGGUCACCUGCUUUGGAUCUGUAGCUUCCUCAGGCUCUGCCUCUCACUGACCUGUCUUGGCUACCCAAGCUGGCCCUGUCCCCACUCUGCACUAGGGUUUGAAUGGAGGUGACAGGUCCUGCCUGGCCCGGGAGUCUGGAUAAGAUUUGGUCUUGGGUGUCUUCUUUGGCAUUUGGGACCAAUCCAGUCCAUUUGCCUGGCCAAGUGUGAGUUGGGCUCCUAGUAGCCAAAUGUGAUGUAAGUGACAUAAGGGCUUUGAUGCCUGCUUACUGGCCAGGCUGUUGUGGGAUGUUGGCACAAGCGUUUCCGGGCACUAUGCCCUCUCGGCCAGGCGCAUCCUCUCCCCGCCCCCCAAGUGGCUGUGAGCUGGCGGGUAAUGGGCGUGUAAUGGCCUCAUUUCCAUGCCCGGCCUCCAGGAGCGGCGGUAAGUGUUUGAUUGCCUUAAUUUCCAAACACAUCAUUAUCCCAGCUUUACCAGCGCUUAAUAAACACUUUAUGAGGAUUUUUUUAAAAACAUCUUCGGUCCGCAUACUUCUCUGAAGUGAUAAACUCUAAUUAAGUCUAAUAUUUAAAAAUAUGGUAAUGGUGAGUUGUUUGAAUAAGUGGACUGCAUUUCUGUAAUUUCAUUAUUACGUAAAACACGCUAAUUAUUUGGAGCGCGCUUAUUACGGAGAGAGAAAUCGCCUGCUAAUCAAGAUGAAAUUGCCUUUUCCCCUUAUUGUGGAACCACCGUCAUCCUUCACCAUCAGCCCUGUGGCACCUCCAGGCACCUCGGUGGGGUGGAGGGGGCAGCAGGGAGGGGCUGGAAGAAGGGGUCACUUUGGAGUUGAGGCUAUAAGGGCCCUGCCUUGCGGGAAGCAGAGGGAGGUAUGGGAGCCGUGUCUGUGGGGAGAGGAGUCUAUAUCUGGGAGUGGUGUCGGGUGGGCCAAGGUAGCCCUGUCUGGGCUCCCAGGGGACUAUGUGGGCCAUGUCUGGGACAAGGAACAGGGGGUUGUGGGAUAUCAGUAUUACUGCUGGAAUAACAUUAUUAUUGGGUAUUAUUGGAAUAGCAACCACAAUAAUAAUCACUAACCCAGCCACUGUUUUAAGUACUUCACAAAUAAAAACUCAUUUCAUCUUUUCAACAACCCUUUGAGGGAUGUAGUUACUAUAAUUAUCAUUAUUGUUCCCAUUUUAGAAAAGAAGAAACCAAGACACAGAGAGGUGAAAUAAAAGUAUGGUAACUUGCUCAA
Messenger RNA from Leopardus geoffroyi (Geoffroy's cat), 4830 nucleotides. RefSeq names its product ERI1 exoribonuclease family member 3 (gene ERI3). Gene Ontology annotation, molecular function: 3'-5'-RNA exonuclease activity; nucleic acid binding. The transcript is spliced from 10 exons. NCBI's taxonomy places the organism in Eukaryota, Metazoa, Chordata, Mammalia, Carnivora, Felidae. Gene Ontology annotation, biological process: exonucleolytic trimming to generate mature 3'-end of 5.8S rRNA from tricistronic rRNA transcript (SSU-rRNA, 5.8S rRNA, LSU-rRNA). Bases 228 to 1211 code for a protein of 327 amino acids. The record is from RefSeq and is a predicted model, not a curated record.